CUGCUACUUCUCCAUUGUGAUCUGGGAGCUCAGGCAGAGCAGGAGGGUCUGUGCUGGGGACACCUUCGUUACUCCCCCCUGCCCUGCCCGGCUCCCGCUGGAGCCACCCUGGGCUCUGCCCGCCCCGUUGCGGAACUGCAGCCUCCAAGCUACAGAAUAACAUCCACGUUUCACUCCAGAUCAUCCUAUCCUCCCAAGGGGAAGGAAAUGGCUACAAUGGAGCUGGCUCAGGAGCCGGUGACCUUUGAGGAGGUGGCUGUGUAUUUCACCAGGGAAGAGGGGGCUCUGCUGGACCCCACUCAGAGAGCCCUCUACAGGGAUGUCAUGAAGGAGAACUAUGAGAUGAUGGUCUUGCUGGGGUUUCCAAUUUCCAAACCUGAUGUCAUCUCGCAGCUGGAACGAGGGGAAAAGCCAGGGGUCUCAGACCUCCAGGUCUCUGAGAGAGAAGUGCUCCAAAGAGCUGCCUGCACAGGUGAUGGGAUGGUGAAUGAGAAUGAGGAGGAGAAACCCCAGCAGGAAGAUGCUGAGCAAGUAGAACCACAUGGAAUGUUAUCAGGAAGAUCCAAAGGGAAUGUUUCAGGGAGUUGUGCACUCCCAGAAAAAGCAAAAGUCUGUGAGACUCAGCAAAGGCCAGAGGAAAACUUCAGUAGCCACUCAGCCCUUAUUACACAUGACAGAAUCCACUUGCAAGAAAUAUGCUACAAAUGGCAGGAGUGUGGGAAAAGCUUCCAUCGGAGCUCAGACCUUGUCACACAUUGGAGAACCCACACUGGAGAGAAACCCUACAUGUGCUCUGAGUGCGGGAAAAGCUUUAGUCAGCGUUCAAACCUGAUCAGACAUCAGAGAACCCACACAGGAGAGACGCCCUACACAUGCUCUGAGUGUGGGAAAACUUUCAGUUGGAGCUCACACUUUAUCCGACAUAAGAGAAUCCACAGAGGAGAGAAGCCCUACAUAUGCUCUGAGUGCGGGAAAACCUUCAGUCGGAGCUCACGCCUUAUCCGACAUAUGAAAAUCCACACAGGAGAGACACCCUACAUGUGCUCUGAGUGUGGGAAAAGUUUCAAUCAGAGCUCAAGCCUUAUUACACAUCAUAAAAUCCACAUGAGAGAGAACUGUAAUAAAUGCCUUUACUAGGGCUGGCCAAAGAUUUUUGCACCAUCUUCACCAUGGUCUCUCAGCUCCACCAGAUGAGUUGCCUGCUUCUGCCUUUUGCAGCUCACCUUCUUUGGGGUCAGUCCUGUGAUCUUUUCUAUCAACUCCUUUCCUCUUGAAUCAUAGGAGCGUGUGUCCCUCCAGCCAGGAAUGUUCAUCUGCUCCAGGUGGGAGAGAGAGGUUUGAUUCCCAACAAGCUACACUGAGGCAAAAACUACUUGUGCCUUACAGCCACUGGGACUGUACAUGGCAUUGACUGCUUAAGUUGGUGAUCUUGGUGUAAAAAGACCAUUAUAGUUGUAGUGCAGAUGCAGCCCAGGUGCAGUGGUUGGCAAUAACUUUCCCUUUGACCUGACCUAAACUCCAUCACUUUUCCUUGUCUAAACAAACCUUGAGCAUCACAGUUAUACUGUUUCCCCCAUUUCAAAGCAAUUGUUAGUCAUCAAUUGUCCCCUUGGGGAACAAAUUUUUUCAUUCCCAGUUGCUCUGAUGUUGCUUCAGUUUUUGCUGGAGAGCAGAUAUUUUUACUACUAUUUUCCUCACUUAAAAUACAUUGAACUAUAAGAAAGAGCAGAAACAGGGCAGGGAUACGGAAAAAUGUCAUUUCAGCCUCUGUAACAGCAGGGGAAGAUAGGGUAAGUCAGAGGGAUUCCCUUAUUCCCCAUCACCAUCCCAGUCCCCCUGUUCUUCAGUUGGUUUAGGUUAAUAUUUUUUUAAAGGGCUGGGAAGAGUAUUCCCUAGUAAAUGACUUGUAAUUGGUAAGCAAAAUACCCAUGCAUUGGGCUCCCAAAGCAGUUGUGGCCCAGGCCCUGCAGGAGGUCGCUCCUGAAGAUAUUUCCUUCCUAAUCAGCUGCAUGUUACCUAUUAUUUGGGAAAUGCAAUCCCUAUCUAGGUAGGGAUGGGAAAAAUGGAAGUGACAUUUCUGUUCAGCUCACUCCUGGGAGAUGCUGCAAAUGUGUAGGAAAUGAAAUCUGUGUUGAAUGUGGUAUAGCUGCAGAAAGAUUCCUAUUUUUAAUAGAUACCUGACAUUUGGUGUCUUACAGGGAUUCUAAGCAGCACCUGAAUUUAGUCCCUAAUUUAAAUCUGUGCCACCAGAUUAAAGAAAUAAAAGGGCAUAAU
Molecule: messenger RNA, 2274 nt
Organism: Trachemys scripta elegans
Lineage: Eukaryota; Metazoa; Chordata; Testudines; Emydidae
Product: zinc finger protein 436-like
Exons: 5
Coding region: 208-1137 (309 amino acids)
Biological process (GO): negative regulation of transcription by RNA polymerase II
Molecular function (GO): DNA-binding transcription repressor activity, RNA polymerase II-specific
Source: RefSeq, a predicted model, not a curated record